Prunus armeniaca (apricot) is the source of this 1014-nucleotide messenger RNA. Lineage: Eukaryota; Viridiplantae; Streptophyta; Magnoliopsida; Rosales; Rosaceae. The record is from the annotation of a GenBank genome assembly.
AUGAUUGGAAAUUUUCCUGCUUCAAAAUUGUAUCAGGAUCUGCACCCUUUUCCACGGAUCGAAGUGAAAUUAAAACUUCAGCGGAAAGUCUCGCUCUUUAGACAUCACACUGGUGAACACCAAUUUCAGGCAAGAAAGUGGAACACCUCAACAUGGGAAUUAUAUGCUCUCAUAAGAGAGUAUCUUUCUCUCAUCACUUGGUUAUUCACAUGGAGUUACCACCAGCUAUGGACAAGAAAAUGGAAGGCGGCUGAAGAUAAAGCAAGGGCUACACUGUUUGGAUAUUAUGGUCUUAAUUUUGCUGUGUAUACAUUUCCUCCUAUUGCUUUGGCUAUUAUAGGAUCAUUCUUCUUGAAUUUGAAGCCAAGGGAGUCAAUAAGAAGAUGGCAACUCAAGUACCUAAAGGUGGAAACUCGGUUUGGUUUGCUAGCAGAAGUCUGCCUGGCUUUUCUUCUUUUCCCUAUAUUAAGAGGUCUGGCCUUAUUUCGGUUGCUUGGCAUCCAGUUUGAAGCUUCUGUAAGACACUAUUUAUGGCUUGGGACUGCUAUGAUAUUUUUUGCCACUUUCCAUGGUGCAAGCACUUUGUUCAUUUGGGGGGUCAGCCACUUUAUCCAGGAGGAGCUAUGGGAAUGGCAGAAAACCGGGCGGAUAUACCUUGCCGGGGAGAUCUGUCUGGUCACAGGACGCGAAACAUGCAUUCUUUCAGCACGAAUCUUCCCCUCCAAAGCUAUAGAGCUUAUUCUACCAAAAGAUCCAGGGCCCAAGUAUACACCAACAAGCAUUAUAUUUGUGAAGGUACCAAGUAUAUCCAAAUAUGAGUGGCACUCAUUUAGCAUUACUUCCAGCUCUAGGGUUGAUGACAACACAAUAUCUGUAAUGAUCAAAUCCGAAGGAUCGUGGACAAGUUCUCUCUCCCAUAUGAUCCAAACUAGGCAAGAGUCGGAUGGCGAUCCGAAGAAGUACAUACCUAUUGCAGUAGAAGGCCCUUAUGGACCUGUCUCUAUGGACUUCUAA